AUGGUCUCAGCUUCCAACAUUCAGCCACCAGACUAUUCUGGCACCGACGACCCGUCAAAGCCCACCACAGUGCUUAUUCUUCCAUCUUUCACUUUCAUAGACUCCGUGUCCCAAGCCGAUGUGCCAGACCUCAUCCACCGGUUUGUCGACAGCCCUGUCACCGAGAAGAGCGGGAUCGGCCCUGUGACACCUACCAGUCAUAUGGCGGCCCGGCCCUGCGAACUCGAUUACGUCGUGCUCUUAUGCUCCCAUCGCCGACGAGAUGCCCGCUGCGGUAUCACAGCCCCGUUAAUCAAGCGCGAACUUGAACGCCAUCUCCGCCCCCUUGGACUGGACCGGGACGCAGAUGAUUCACGCCCUGGCGGUGCAGGCAUAUUCUUUGUUUCGCAUGUUGGUGGGCAUAAGUUCUCGGCAAAUGUGUUGAUAUAUCGCAAGAAGGACCAACAGAUGAUCUGGCUCGCGCGCGUUCGCCCGGAGCAUUGCGAAGGAAUUGUGAAGUACACUCUGCUGCAAGGCAAGGUCGUCCACCCCGAGGAUCAGCUGCGUGGGGGCUUUGACCGGUGCCGCGGAGUAACUAGCUGGUAA
Penicillium chermesinum is the source of this 585-nucleotide messenger RNA. Its product is annotated as sucrase/ferredoxin-like domain-containing protein. The record is from RefSeq and is a predicted model, not a curated record. The transcript has a single exon. The coding region runs from base 1 to 585 and encodes 194 amino acids. Lineage: Eukaryota; Fungi; Ascomycota; Eurotiomycetes; Eurotiales; Aspergillaceae.